CCCACCAAACCAUCACCAAUGGCUUUUUAUGUGGGUGUAGCUAACCAACUGCAAUCCUUUAUAUUUCUUCUGCAAGUAAAAAGAAAUGCAUCUUGUACCUCUGAUCUCGCUUUCAUGUCUUCUCCUAUAAAUAUUCAUCCUUUUAAUAGCUCAAGAAGAACAGCCCUUCAAUAUACAGAGGCUGACAGGCACAUCUGAUUGGUUUUCCUCUCAUUAUAUCUCUCUAUUGACAGAGGCCCUCCCUUCUUUUCAAAGAUUCCUCUCUAGUAUUUGCCUGGCUGCUUGGCAUUUCUUCUCCUCAUAUAGCAUUGAAAAACACCAGGGAAUGCUGAAAAAUGUGCUUGAACUCUGGUAAUUCUUUCUACGGAGUCCGUAAAAUUCAAUUCCAAUUUCAGCUGCCAGUAUCCACCCUUGAUGAGGUUGGAGAUUCAGCAUAUGACAGAUUUGCAGUUGAGUUCCUAAUGGACAAGGGAAUCACAACUAGAAUUCCUGCUGUGCUAAAUCACAAUCUUGGUGAAGACGGCUAAGUUCUCGAGUUCUAAAGACCUUUUCCCUAUAAAUUAUAGGCUUCUAGCUAGAGGACAUAUUUUACUAAAGUCUAUAAGGAUUUUACGUUUACAAUGGAGCAUAAAGGGAAUGUAUUGAUGGAGAGGUAUGACUUUGGGCGAUUGUUAGGCCAAGGAAACUUUGCUAAGGUUUACUAUGCGAGGAAUCUUAAAACUGGCCAGAGUGUGGCUAUUAAGGUCAUUGAAAAGGAAAAGAUAUUGAAGGUGGGGCUGAUUGAUCAGAUCAAGAGAGAGAUAUCUGUUAUGAAACUGGUUAAACAUCCAAAUGUCUUACAGCUUUAUGAGGUCAUGGCCUCCAAAACCAAGAUUUACUUUGUCAUAGAAUAUGCUAAAGGUGGUGAGCUCUUCAAGAAGGUGGCAAAAGGAAAGCUCAAAGAAGAUGUUGCAAGGAACUAUUUUCUACAGUUAGUCAGUGCAGUUGAUUUUUGUCACAGCAGAGGUGUCUAUCACCGGGAUUUGAAACCAGAAAACUUACUACUGGAUGAAAAUGGAAUUUUGAAAGUAUCAGAUUUUGGAUUGAGCGCACUUGUUGAGUCAAAUAGUCAAGAUUGUUUGCUCCACACAACUUGUGGAACUCCUGCAUAUGUAGCUCCUGAAGUUAUUAGCAGAAAAGGCUAUAAUGGAGCUAAAGCUGACAUUUGGUCUUCUGGUGUAAUCUUAUACGUUUUGCUGGCCGGUUUUCUCCCAUUCCAUGAUGCAAAUUUGAUUUUUUUGUAUAGGAAAAUAACCAAGGCAGAAUAUAAAUGCCCUGACUGGUUUUGCCCUGAAGUGCGCAAGCUGGUAUCGAAAAUGCUCGACCCUAAUCCAAACACUAGAAUUUCCAUUGCCAAAAUAAUGGAAACUCCCUGGUUUAGAAAAGGGUUCAAUCCAAAAGCUGUUAAAACUAAAACUGAUGUUAAGAAAUCGGAUCCUUUGGUGGCCAAUACAACUUUGGGUCCUUAUGAGAAUGCUUUCACUUUUGCUGAAGAUAAGAAAGAGUUGGGCAGACCUGCCAGUUUGAAUGCUUUUGAUAUCAUCUCUCUUUCAAAUGGGCUUGACUUGUCUGGUUUUUUUGCCAAAAGUGACCAGGAGAAAGAAACAAAAUUCACAUCGAUGCACUCUGCCUCAACAAUCAUAUCUAAACUAGAAGACACCGCUAAGCAUCUGCAUUUGGAUGUAAAGAAAAAGGAUGGAGGGCUGUUGAAAUUGGAGGGGUCUGAACAAGGCAGAAAAGGGGCAUUGUCCAUUGAUGCAGAAAUAUUUGAGUUUACUCCAUCUUUUCAUUUGGUAGAGGUGAAAAAAUCUGCUGGUGAUACAUUAGAAUACACGCAGAUAUUGGAACAAGGUUUAAGGCCAGCUCUCAAGGACAUUGUCUGGGUAUGGCAAGGGGAACAACAGCAACAAAAACAACAAGAACAACAACAGGCGCAUUCUUCCUAGUUGGUUUGCUUUGUAAGCUGUUCUAUUGUUUUCUAUGAAAUGUGUGAGUUCAUUUCAUUAAUACAUACAAAACUGCUCAUCUUUUGUAAGAGACAUCUGAUUGUGUGCUGUAGCCAACCAUAUUCAUCAGACUUCAAUAUUUUAUUUGUUCUUUUUUAUCAAA
Molecule: messenger RNA, 2148 nt
Organism: Hevea brasiliensis (rubber tree)
Lineage: Eukaryota; Viridiplantae; Streptophyta; Magnoliopsida; Malpighiales; Euphorbiaceae
Product: CBL-interacting protein kinase 2
Exons: 2
Coding region: 621-1985 (454 amino acids)
Biological process (GO): protein phosphorylation; signal transduction
Molecular function (GO): ATP binding; protein kinase activity
Source: RefSeq, a predicted model, not a curated record